CCUAGCCGAAAUCUUCACACAAGAGAAAACUGGAUAUGUCAAUUAAAGACCGAAAGACGAAGAAUCCUCCUUACUCUAGAGCUAGGUCAUCAUCUUCACCUAUUGCUCUGGAAGCAUCAUCACCUCAGAGAAUGGAUAAUAGUCGACCACUUAUUGCUCCUUCUCGAUCUAGUUACUCGGUUUCAGAUCUCCUUCAUCUUUUCGAGGAUAUGUGUAAUUCUCAAUUUAAAAUGAGAUUUAGCUUUGAGCAAGUAGAUUCUGGUCCUCAAUUUUCUAAUCUCGCAAAGCUUUUUCCAGAGACUAUGUUUAUCAGUGAUUGUACAAGAACUUCCCAACCCACCGUAGCGACCAAAACCCCAAUGGAUCAAUUUCGCACAUACUUGUACUCUUUUCUUGAAGAUAAAGAUGAGAAUAUGAUUCAAGAACUCUUUGAGGGAGAUGGGUAUGAAUUAACUGCCUUGGGUCGUAUUCGCAUUAAAAGUGUUGAAAUUCCUUCUCCUACCAAAUCUUUUGAUUGCUCUCUCAAUGGAAGUAGCGAGAGUGAAGAUGAGUUUUAUGACUACACCCCUCUUUUAGAUGGCACACCGACUAAGAUGAGUAAAUCGCCUUCAGCAAAUGUAGCUUUGUCUUCUCCUUCGAACGAGUCAUCCAAGCUAUUAGAGAAAGGCACUGCGCCUCGGACUUCCCCAGCUGCCUCGCAUAUGCCAUUGGCUACCUUUAAGGAUCAUGCCACAUUGCAAAAUCCAUGGUCCACUUGUGGGAAUCACAACUUGUCUCCUCCACCUAAGUCUCUUCAAGCCGUACACCAAGAAAAUACUUCUGACACAUUGGAAGAGACAGACGAAAUUACUUCUGAUACCUUGGAAGAGGCCCAAAUUCUUGCAGACUUACUUGAAGCAAAUGGGGUUAACAAAUUAUUUGACAAACUUGAAGCACCCUUUGCUCCAUCUAACCUUCUUUUGGGAACUUCCUCUAACAAAGCAGCCACCCAUAUUCAGAAAGGUCUUACUAUUUCUCUCCAAUCAAUGACGGAUGUUAAUGGCAUGAUUGCUGUAGCAAACAACGUUUUCAUGAUUUUGAAGAGUUUGGGUAUAGACUUCAUUUCCUUUUAUGAGAAGGUGAAGAUAUUCUUUGGGUGCUUUGCUUUGAAAACCCAACUUGCAGAUUCUUCAAACUUGUCCACUGCAGAAUUUGAGGCCCAAUAUUAUAAGAAGAAGCUUCAUUUCGACAAAGUUUCUGGCGAACAUAAACAGUUGUCUGCUUCAAUUAUCAAGUCGGAUGAGCACAUUGCGGGUCUUAAUCAAAGGAUUAUUCAAACCAAAGAGUUACUCAAACAACUUGAAGAGGAAUUGUCAUCCACCCAAGCGGAACAUGCAUCCUUUAUGUGUGAUUUUGCACAAGCUUCCGAGAGUGUUUCUAAAUCAGAAGAAGACGUGCAAACUGCUCUAAAUGUUUUGAGCCAACACAAGAAGAAGAAUGGAUAACACAGUAUUGUGGAACGUGCUUUUGAAAGGGCCAAGACUUCUCUUAAUGAAUGAAUGCACUUUUAUUUUUUUAUUCAUCCGAACAUAAUGUAUUUAUGAAAUUUCGCUCAAUGAUAGAUUUAUUUGUUAUAUGAAAUUUCUCAAUACAAUACAUUGAUUUGUCUUAUUUUAGCCGUACACAAUAGAUUUAUUUGUUUAUACAUUGAUUUAUCUUAUUUUGGCCGUACACAGUUUAUACUCUUGCGGGCCAGGAGUAUCCAAUGUUUUAUCACCUUAGAUUUCGGUGAGGUAUUUUAGCAGUUUAACCACAUACAAUACCGUUGGUGGUGUUUGACUUUUGUUUGGCCGU
Camellia sinensis is the source of this 1833-nucleotide messenger RNA. NCBI's taxonomy places the organism in Eukaryota, Viridiplantae, Streptophyta, Magnoliopsida, Ericales, Theaceae. The record is from RefSeq and is a predicted model, not a curated record.